Messenger RNA from Esox lucius (northern pike), 4166 nucleotides. RefSeq names its product DEAH (Asp-Glu-Ala-Asp/His) box polypeptide 57 (gene dhx57). The coding region runs from base 165 to 4166 and encodes 1333 amino acids. The record is from RefSeq and is a predicted model, not a curated record. Lineage: Eukaryota; Metazoa; Chordata; Actinopteri; Esociformes; Esocidae. The transcript has 21 exons. Gene Ontology annotation, cellular component: intracellular anatomical structure. Gene Ontology annotation, molecular function: ATP binding; RNA binding; protein binding.
UUGCGUAACAGCCGUAGGCGCUAAACAAUCGCGUUCUGAACGCAUGAAUGCUGACCCCUUUGGCAUUCCAUAGUGGACAAAUCAAUUCGUGUCAGGUUGCUUACUGUAUCUUUCUAUGGUCAACAUAGGUGUAAUUGUACUUUGAUAACAGAGAGUGGGGUGAAAUGAGUGGGAGAAGGAGGGGACAGCCCAACAGAGGUGGAGGGCGAUUUAAUAAGCCUCGAGGAAGUGGGAGAGGAAGAGGUGGUGGUGGGGGAGGCGGUGGAAAGGCAACAAGCAGUGUCUGGGAUGAUGGUGACGAUUUCAGCCUAGAUUUUGGACCCAGUCGCUCAAGCAGAGGAAGAGGUGCUCGAGGUGGCAGUGGUGGCAACUGGGGUAGCAGCGGAGCUAGAGGUAGAGGAGGAAGGGGGAGGGGCACAAGUGGAGGGAGGGGCACAAGUGGAGGGAGGGGCACAAGUGGAGGGAGGGGUCAAGGAGGAGGGAGGGGUCAAGGUGGUGGAGAUAGGGGAUGGGGUAAAGGUAGGGGUUUACCCAAGUCUCUCAUUAGCCAGACACCCCGGCCUCGGACACUGGAUGAGUACAGGCCUCGCCUCAGGCCUGAGGUGACGGGCAACAUGCCCAUGCAGAAGAUCUUCAUGACCAGUGAGAACCAGGAGCAGGUGAAAGAGCUGCUGAGAGAGCUGCAGACCCAGGACUAUGACGAUGAGCCCUAUGAGGAAGAAGAAGACUAUGAGGAAGAGGAAGAGGAGGAAGAGUAUGAUGAACUGGAUUACAGGGAUGAAGGGCAGUUCUGGACCACCCAUGAUGACCCGGUAGAGAGCACAGAGAGCCCUGUCUGUGAUCCUGAUUCAGAAGAAGACCGACGGCCCUCCCCCCAGCCAGUCAUUGGACUGUUUGCCAUAGGAAAACUCUGCAGGUAUGGUUUUGACCGGGAGCGCAGCAGGCAGGCCCUGGAGACGGGUGUUGGGGAGGUGGGAGCCACCUUGGAACAGCUGCUCCUUCAGGUGUUCUCAGAGCGCUACCGCCCUGAAGCUAUAUCCCCUGGUGGCCUCCAGGGGGCGCCCAUGGACGAGUGCCUUACACAGAGACAGGAGGAGGCCCUGGCCCUCACUGCCAUCUAUGGUGACCGUUUCACCGAGCGCAUUGCAAACAGUGUGUGGACUGUCACUCUGGACCCCGACUUCCUAGCUGGCAUUGCUGGGAGGAAUCGUAAGGCAGACGCUCCUACCAAUGGCCCUGUUCACAUUCGGGACGUCUGCCGCUUCUACCUCAAGGGUGCCGGCUGCAGGUUUGGAGCCAAGUGCAAAUAUAAGCACCAGAUGCCUACUGAGGAGAAUGCCUCAGGUCCCCGGGAACCGGUGGGUGCCAGCCAGCCUGGGUUCAGCAGCUACUCCUCUCCAGAAUACGAGAUGGAGGUCCGCUUCCCCAAAGGGAACCGCUACCCCUUCCAGGCUCCCAUAGUGGCAUUCAGCACUAACGAUGAGGCCAUAGGGGCCGCGGCAAGGCUAAGUGUCACAGAGCAUCUGUUCGGAGAGGCCUUGGCUGCAGCGAAGGAAGGGGAGCCAGUGGUCUACACCUUGAUCACAUGCUGUGAGGACGAGGCCACAAUGAAAGAGUUGCUGUCAGUCACCCAUCAUAAAUACAGCUCCCCGCCCCCUGUAAUAGUGGCUCCGCCCCCCAUUGCCAUGUCAAAGAGCAGAGGUGGGAGGAGUAACGCAUCACGUGAGGAGACCAAGUGUAAUAUGAACACUAGCAGUAACCCAAGCACCAACAGCAGAACGGCCCCAAAUAACAACAGCACUGGCAACAGCAGAACGGCCCCAAAUAACAACAGCACUGGCAACAGCAGAACGGCCCCAAAUAACAACAGCACUGGCAACAGCAGAACUGCCCCAAAUAACAACAGCACUGGCAACAGCAGAACUGUUCCUACUAGCAGGAACAGCACCUACAGACCACUGCAGGCCACUGAAGAUUUGGAAGACGAUGAGGAUGAGGAGGAAGAGGAGGACGUGGUAGUUCCUGAGACCGAGAGCUAUGUCAACUUGAGGAAGAAGAUGGUGAAAAGGCAUGAAGAGAGGACAGAUGCCCGGCAGCAGGAAAACGAGAAGCUGUGUAGAGAGUUCAGGAAAAAAAAGUCAUCCAGGCGCUUCGCCUCCAUGCUGCAGCAGAGACAAAAGCUGCCAGCCUGGCAUGAGAAGGAGAACAUCCUGGACCUGCUGGACACCUGUCAGGUGCUGGUGGUCAGUGGCAUGACUGGGUGUGGUAAGACCACCCAGAUCCCCCAGUUCAUUCUGGAUGCCUCACUGACCGGACCUGCUGAACAGGUGGCAAACAUAAUCUGCACCCAGCCACGCCGUAUCUCCGCCAUCACCGUAGCCGAGAGGGUUGCACAGGAGCGGGCGGAACGCCUCGGUAACUCCGUGGGCUACCAGAUCCGCCUGGAGACUGUCAGGUCCGCUGCUACCAGGCUACUGUACUGUACCACCGGGGUGUUGCUGAGGAGGCUGGAGGGGGAGGCCGACCUCGCGGGGAUCUCUCAUGUCAUCGUGGAUGAGGUCCACGAGCGCACGGAGGAGAGUGACUUCCUGUUGCUGGUUUUGAAAGAUCUGAUGGCACAGAGGCCAGACCUGAAGAUCAUUCUGAUGAGUGCCACCCUCAACGCUGACCUCUUCUCCCACUACUUCCACAACUGUAACACCAUCCACAUACCAGGACGCACUUUCCCCGUAGACCAAUUUUUCCUAGAAGAUGCCAUUGCCAAAACCCGGUACGUGAUUGAAGAUGGCAGUCCGUUCAUGCGCUCAGGCGGGGGGAAGGACAAGUCGUCUUGGGGGGGCAGAGGGGCGGCUAAAGAGCCCGUGGACCAGCUCGGGGAUGACAUGUGGUCCUUCAUGAACCUACAGAAGAAAGACUUUGUCAAAGACUCAAUCCCUGAUCAGCAGCUCGGUCUUCAGGAGCUCACGGUCCGGUACAAAGACACAAAGAUGUCGGUUCUGAAGACCAUCGCUGCCAUGGACCUGGAUAAGAUCAACAUGGACCUGGUUGAGAACCUGCUGGAGUAUAUUGUGGACGGUAACCAUGGCUAUCCUCCAGGUGCUGUGCUGGUGUUCAUGCCGGGCCUGGCAGAGAUUAAGGCCCUCUACGAACAGCUCCAGUCCAACAGGAUGUUCAACAACAGGAAGAGAACCAGGUGUGUGGUGUACCCCCUACACUCGUCCCUGUCCAACGAGGAGCAGCAGGCGGUGUUCAGCCGGCCGCCAGACGGAGUCACCAAGAUCAUCAUCUCCACCAACAUCGCCGAAACCUCCGUCACCAUCGACGACGUGGUGUACGUGGUGGACUCUGGCAAGAUGAAGGAGAAGAGUUACGAUGCCUCUAAGAGCAUGGAGAGCCUGGAGGAGACGUGGGUGUCGCGUGCCAACGCCCUGCAGAGGAGGGGCCGUGCGGGCCGCGUGGCCUCUGGGGUCUGCUUCCACCUGUUCACCAGCCACUGCUUCCAACACCAUCUGGCUGAGCAGCAGCUGCCGGAGAUCCAGAGAGUCCCCCUGGAGCAGCUCUGCCUCAGGAUUAAGAUCCUGGAUGUGUUUGCAGAGCGCACGUUGGAGUCUGUCUUCUGCCGGCUCAUCGAGCCCCCGGCCACGGGCAGCCUGGACGCAGCCAAGCAGCGUCUGCAGGACCUGGGGGCUCUGACCGCCGACGAGAAGCUCACCCCUCUGGGCUACCACCUCGCCUGUCUGCCCGUGGACGUCCGCAUUGGCAAACUCAUGCUGUUCGGGGCCAUCUUCCGCUGCCUGGACCCUGCCCUCACCAUUGCUGCCAGCCUGGCCUUCAAAUCCCCCUUCGUGUCUCCGUGGGAUAAGAGAGAAGAGGCCAAUGAGAAGAAGCUGAAUUUUGCCUUGGCCAACAGUGACCAUCUGGCCCUGCUGCAGGCAUACAAGGGCUGGUGUAAGGCAGCCCGGAACGGGAACCAGACGGGCUACCAGUACUGCAGAGAAGGGAGGGGGAUGAGGAACUUCCUGUCCAGUCGGGGAUUACAGAGGCAGUUCACAGAGCUGCUUUCUGACAUUGGCUUCGUCAAGGAGGGGCUGAAGGCCAGAGUCAUUGAAAGGAAUGGCCACCAAAGGGACCGACGGUGUCGUGGAGGGCUACCGGCCGCGAGGUAG